Molecule: messenger RNA, 1551 nt
Organism: Ornithodoros turicata
Lineage: Eukaryota; Metazoa; Arthropoda; Arachnida; Ixodida; Argasidae
Exons: 7
Coding region: 1-1215 (404 amino acids)
Source: RefSeq, a predicted model, not a curated record
AUGUGCUCGGCCAUACUCUUCUCUGGCAGCAGCAUUACCAAGUCGCUGCGGAUGUUUGACAUCAUGGGCAUUGCCCGGAUACACAGGAGUCAGUACUUUGAGUACCAGAGGUGUUACCUAUUUCCUGCUAUUGAAGAUGUCUGGGAAAAAGAACAGAAUGCUGUGAUGGCAAAGCUGGCAGACAAGCCUCUUCAUCUUGCUGGCAAUGCCCGUUGCGACUCCCUUGGCCAUACUGCUCUUCAUGGGACGUACACAGUUAUGGACACCAACAUCAACAGGAUCAUCCACUUUGAAGUAGUGAAGGCAACGACAGUGUCAUCCAGUUACUGUAUGAAGCAGAAAGGACUAGAGUUGUGUCUUGACCAUGUGAAAGCAAAGGGAAUGAAAGUGGAAACACUUGUGACCGACAGGCACUCUCAAGUAAAAUCCUUUCUGAAGACGAAACAUCCAGACAUCAACCACCGUUUCGAUGUGUGGCAUGUGGCAAAGGGCAUAAAGAAGAAGAUUGCGGCUGUGUCACAGUCUAAAAAGCAUCAGGUCCUGCGACUGUGGUGUGAAAGCAUCAUCCGCCAUCUGUAUUGGUGCGCACGAACCAGCGACAGUGGAGAAGUCCUGCUUGCGAAAUGGGUGACAAUUAUGCGACAUAUCAUCAAUGUCCACAGUCACCCAGAUUCCCUGCACCCAUUCUGUUUCCACAACGACCUUGGUGAGAGGGAAUGGCUUCAUGAAGGUACUGAGACGUACAAGAAACUUCAUGAUAUCCUGCUUGCAAAGGGCCUUCUCAAGGACAUUCCCCAGCUGUCAUCUGCACAGCAAACUUUCUGCUUGGAGACCUUCCAUGCCGUGCUCAUCCACUUUGCCCCAAAAGCAUACAGCUUCUCGGACAAAGGAAUGAUUGCUAGGACGGCUCUGGCUGCACUGCAUUACAAUGCAAAUGUAGAUCGUGUUGCACGCUCGGAGAACAGUGCUGUAAAACAUCGUCUGAAAGCCUCCAAGGUCCGAAAGACAUGGAUUGCGGUUCCUGUUAAAGAAGAUGCCUCAUACGCCUACACGGAGGCUCUGAAGACAGCGGUCUACGAGCGCAUUUCUCUCUACCCAUCUUUCAAGAAGGCCAGGGAGGCUUUAGUAGAGGUGUCACUGCCAACUAGGAGCAGCUCUUAUGGGGACAGGCCAGAACUGACUGAAGUCCUGGAGGCGCAAUAUCGGAGGUUUUAGACUGGUGGCAACAACAGAGACCUCUCAGAUGUCCUCUGUUGAUGUGCAUCCUUCAAAGAAUGACUGCAAAGUAUCCCAGCUAGAGCGUUACAUUCGGUAAUGCGGAUGCUCUAAGGAGUCAAUACCACCCAUUUGUUGAAACCUCAGGCGAAACCACAUGAAGUGCUUUUUUUGGGUAAUGUUGCUGCUAAAAGGAAAAAAAGAGUAUAACAUGAACACUGAACAUCACGUUUUAUAUGACAUAAAAUGUCAUGGAAGAACUGGAGAGAAACCAAGAAAAUAGGUGGACGUGAGUGAAAAACGAAUUAAAAGUAACAUGGAACUUAGCUCAAGUUA